AUGGCCAGUAGCAGCAACAGCACAAGCAGCACUAGUCACCACCCAACCAAGGUCUUACUUGUCUCACUAAUUGAAUCCCUUUGCCAAGUCUACGGAGAUACACCCGAAAUGAAACGACAGGUGUUUUUGAAACUAUGUCAACGACUGAGUCAGGCAGGCAUCAUACACUAUGAAUUUAUGGAUGAACUAGCCUCCCUUCGCUCUUCAUAUCAUAAAGCAUUCAAUCAUCUAUUCUACCAGACAACAGAAAUGGUAAAGCGUGGAAGUCCUAAACUGAUCACAUCCGCAGAUUCCAUCCUAAGCGUUCAGCAUUCGAGGUACCGCAAUGAUUUUAUUGAGGAAUCGAUGAUUGGGCGUGGAGGGUUUGCGAGUGCGUGGAAGGCACGGAAUAAGCUAGACGAUAUUGUGUAUGCGGUCAAAAAGAUUCGAUUGGUGGCAGAUAAUUACAAUGAUCAGUACGAAAAGAUAUUUAGGGAAAUAAAGAGUCUCGCCCGUUUGGAACACCGUAACGUGGUGAGAUAUUAUUCGUCUUGGCUGGAAUAUGCGUCCGCACUAGAUGAGGUGGAGUUGGAUGAGGAUGAUUAUUCUUUUGAUGCGUCUAGAACGGAAGAUAUCUAUUCACUAAAAAAGGACCAAGACAAGGAUGCCAACAAGUCAGAUGGGUUCAUACUGUAUAUUCAAAUGCAACUCUGUCCAAGUACGCUGCAGGAAUCUAUCAAUACAAGGAAUCAGCAGGACAUUAGUAUCAUAGAUCAACCUGGUUUUAAAAAGACAAAUGUUGAACUGUUUACCCAGAUACUGUCGGGUGCUGCCUAUAUUCAUCAACAAGGCUUGAUUCAUCGUGACUUGAAACCAGGUAAUAUCUUCUUGACUUAUGAUAAUGAUACUAUCGUGCCCAAGAUUGGUGAUUUUGGCUUGGCUGCAAGUAUUAUGGAGCAACAAGUGGAUGUGGUGGAUAACAACCUGCCCAAGAUUACGCUGAUAGAAGAAAUGUCUUUUAGUAAUUCUCGAAUUGACUCUAGUAAUAACACGACGGCGACAACACUUGAUAGCAGUUGCAGUAGCACCGACAACAGUAAUUCAAGGUGCUCAUCAAGAGAAAGCAGAAGGAACCGAACAAUCGGUGUGGGCACUCGAACAUACGCUGCGCCUGAACAAUUAGAAGGCACAACCUAUGACGAAAAGGCCGACAUUUACUCACUUGGCAUCAUCCUGUUUGAACUACUCCAGCCCUUCUCUACCAUGAUGGAGCGUUCUCACAUGCUGACAGAUCUCAAAUUGAAUCAGGGCCAAGUGCCACCAGACUUUCUCUCUAGGUAUCCUGCUGAAUCGAAAUGGAUAGAACAGAUGAUGCAUCAGGAACCUUGUCAGAGACCAAGUGCUUUAGAACUACUACAAUAUUUUGAUGAUACCCUUGAUUCUAAAUACUUACAGAUGAAACAAGAAAAGGAAGAGUUACAACGUCGGUUAAAUGAUCUUGAAGCAGAAUUGGCUCAUGUCAAACUUGGUCCUUCAGAAGAAAUCAAGAUGGACGAAGAGAUAUCCCAGGCUAUUUCAAAGAUGCUGACAUAA
This is a messenger RNA of Rhizopus microsporus ATCC 52813, 1572 nucleotides long. Its product is annotated as kinase-like protein. The record is from RefSeq and is a predicted model, not a curated record. Gene Ontology annotation, biological process: protein phosphorylation. NCBI's taxonomy places the organism in Eukaryota, Fungi, Mucoromycota, Mucoromycetes, Mucorales, Rhizopodaceae. The coding region runs from base 1 to 1572 and encodes 523 amino acids. Gene Ontology annotation, molecular function: protein kinase activity; ATP binding. The transcript is spliced from 3 exons.